Molecule: messenger RNA, 1839 nt
Organism: Selaginella moellendorffii
Lineage: Eukaryota; Viridiplantae; Streptophyta; Lycopodiopsida; Selaginellales; Selaginellaceae
Product: pentatricopeptide repeat-containing protein At4g02750-like
Exons: 1
Coding region: 1-1839 (612 amino acids)
Biological process (GO): RNA modification
Molecular function (GO): protein binding; RNA binding
Source: RefSeq, a predicted model, not a curated record
AUGGCAUUGCGGAAGACGCUGCGAUCCAGGAGGAAGAACAGCGGCCGCCACGAGCACCCGCAUUGCAUCGGUCAGCUCCAGGAAGAGGAGCUUUCCAAUCUCCCAGAGUCUCCCGAUCCCUCUUUCUUUGCCUCUCUCCUCCGAAAAUGUACUCUUCUUCCCCAAGGGCGGCAUCUCCACCACUACAUCGCGCUGAGCGGCCUCGAGCCCACCUCACGGUUUCUCACCAACAUGCUAAUUUACAUGUAUGGCAUCUGCGGUAGCAUUGACGAUGCGUGGACUGUCUUUGGUCGGAUGCGAUCCCCCAGGAACGUUUUCUCGUGGAACAUCUUGUUUUCAGCAAAUGCCUUUAAUGGGCAUUUUGAUGAAGCGCAGGUUGUGUUUAAUUUCAUGCCACAACGUGAUAACGCUUCGUGGACGCUGUGCAUUGCUAUGUUCGCUCGAUCCGGUCAAAUUGUUAUAGCAAGAAAUGUUUUUGAUGCGAUUUUCCAGCCGGAUGUUACUGCCUGGAACGCGAUAAUCGCAGUCUAUGCCGAAACCGGGCAUAACAAAGAGGCGCAAGCGCUCUUUCAGAAGCUGGAUCUCGAGGGAGUCCACCCGGACAGCAUCACUCUCAUCUCCGUGCUAGAUUCCUGCGACGAUGUCCAGCUCGGAAAGACCAUCCACAGCGAGGCCGAGCUCGGCGGCUUCCUUGAUUCGAGCGUCAACCUAGGAACCGCGCUGGUGACGAUGUAUGGGAGGUGCGGGAGCUUGAUCGCUGCCGAGCAAAGCUUCUCGCGAAUGCUUCGCCGAAACGUCGUGAGCUGGAGCGCCAUGACUUCCGCAUUCGCUCGCAACGGGGAGAUCGAGCGAGCGGAGCUGACUUUUGAGAGGAUCCCGUCUCACUGCUCUAUCUCCGCCAACACGAUGAUCUGGGCUUUCGUCCAGAGCAGCCAGCUCCAGCGCGCUAAGAAGAUCUUCGACGGAAUGCUGGAGAGAGAUAGAGUUUCUUGGAGCUCGAUGCUGUGCGGCUACACCCAGCGCGACCAUCUACAUCUCGCGCGGGAGUUCUUCCACUCGAUGCCAGGGAGAUUUGCGAGCGUGAGCGCGUGGAACACGAUCGUGGCGGCCUACGCCCGCGCCGGGGACUUCCCAGAGACGGUCCAUCUCUUCAAGCGCAUGGAUCUCGAGGGAUUCCCAGCGGACGAGCUCACCUUCUCGAGCGCAUUCGAGGCUUGCAGUGGCCUCUCGGACGUGAGAACCGGGAGGAUCCUUCACGCAAACUUCGACGAUCGCGGCCUCCCGCUGGACGAGUACGCGGGAACCUCGCUCGUGACAAUGUAUGGGAGCUCCGGGAGCUUGGAAGAGGCCGAGGCUGUCUUCUCGGCCAUGCCCAGCCGCAACGCCGUCGCCUGGAACGCCAUGAUCGCGGCCUACGAUCACAAUGGCCGCGGGAAGAGAGCGCUGGAGAAGUUCCGGGAGAUGGAGCUUGUGGGCGAGCUUCCGGAUCAGAUCACGUUCAUCACUGCUCUGGCGGCGUGCAGCCACGUCGGGCGUGUGGAAAUCGGGCGCGAGUUCUUCUCGAAGAUGGCGGACUAUGAGAUCUGUCCGGUGGUGGAUCACUACCUCUGCAUGCUCGAUCUUUUGGGGCGAGCCGGGCGCUUGCAAGAGGCCGAGGAGCUGCUCGAGAGCAUGCCGUUUGUGCCUGACGAUGUUGCAUUGACUACUUUGCUGGCGGCUUCCCGAGUUCUUGGAGAUGCGAGGAAGGGUGCCACCGCCGCAGACAAGGCAGUGAAGUUGGAGGGUGGCGACUCUUCGUUUUACGUGUUGCUUUCUAAUGCUUAUACCUCAACUGAUUGA